AAAAUUCCCCUUACAUACACACCGAUUGGUGGUAAACUUCCGGUUUGGCUUGCGGCAAGAAAAAGCCGGGAUAAACGAUCAAAGGGAGAAAUAUGGAUUUUUAAGAGCUGAGACACGAAUUAUAAGGUCAGUAAGAGAUGGGUCGGAGCAAGACCUCAUCUGGCGGAGGCCCCGGUGGAAGUUUGAGCCCAGGUCAGGAAACACCGGGGGGAAAUGCAGGCCAAGUUGCCGAAAUCAGAAUCAAGGAGCUGUUAAAAGAACUGUUUGGACUCAUACAUGAAGUGCAGAAAGAGCGUGACCGUAGUGAGCACAAUUUGACCAAUAUUUCAAAAACGCAUGAACGGAUGCAGCAAGAACAGAGAAACAAAUCAUUUACUCCGUACUACAAAAACAAGCUACGUGGACUCUACAACACAGCGAUGCAGGAUGCAGAAGCAGAGGCUGAGUUGCUGAGGAAGGCACUGGACAAGAUUAGCGAGAUUAAAUCCAUCCAGAAUGACAAAAGACAUGGGGAUGUUGAUCGACCAAAGCAGAUCAUGCGCCGUGGUGUUCUCAUGACGAUGCUGCAACAGAAUGCCGUCACUCUCCCGCUGUGGGUCAGCAAGCCGGGAGAAAAACCUCCGCCAUUGUGUGGCGCUGUGUCAGCUGACAACAACUACGUUGCCAAGUCCGGCAACAAGGUGGCAGCCAGGGUCAAAGGUCAGGAUGGAGAGGAAAACUGGAUACUGGCCGAAGUCGUUUCAUAUAAUUCAUCUUCCAAUAAAUACGAAGUGGAUGACAUUGAUGCAGAAGAGGGAAAAGAGCGUCACUCCAUCAGUAGGAGGAGAGUUGUCCCCCUUCCCAUCUGGAAGGCCAACCCAGAGACAGACCCAGAUGCUCUGUUCCCCAAGGAUACACUUGUCCUGGCCUUGUAUCCACAGACAACCUGUUUCUAUAGAGCUCUCGUGGACACACCGCCUAAAGGGCCCCAAGAUGACUACUCGGUGCUGUUUGAGGACACCUCCUACCAUGACGGCUACUCCCCACCACUGAUGGUGGCACAGAGAUAUGUGAUAGCUUGUAAAGAAGACAAGAAGAAGUGAGCUACAGUGUACAGGAGAACUCAUGCUUAGGGCAGAGCAUGGACAAAUGUGAUGGACAAAGUGUCACAGUAGGAUCGGCCUUGUGGAGACCUGCUACAGUGCUGGGACAUGAUCAUUUGUAAUUACAUUUGAAGUGAAUUGUUUCAAGAUUUUGCAUUUUGCUGAAAUACUGCCAGGAUGUAAUCGGGACAAUGUUUAUACAUACAAUGUACUUGAUAGUAAGCCAGAGAUCAACAUGACAAACUUGUGAGGCUUUUACUGGAUGUUUAUGUACCAGCCAAGAGAAGUUAAUCUGUCAUGGCUGGUGUGUGUUGUAGCACAGAGCCUUCCAAUUGUGGGUUACCUUAAUCUUGUUUUGAGAAGUUACGUAAUAGGUAAUAUAUUUCCCCUUUCAUCAUUUAUUUGCAGUGUCAAGUAUGUUAAGUUAGUGAAAAUAGUACGCACUUACUAAAAAAACACACAUUGAAAUAAUGAUUUUCCAUAGAUAACUUUCUGUAAGAAAUGUGUUUUCGUAUGAAUUUACUUUGGGAAGGGCAUUAUCUGUAAUUACAGUUCCUAGAGAUGGGAGAGGCAUCUAAGGUGUCAAUACUUCUGACUGCUCUGGCUGGCCAUUGUCGGAUGUUAUCUGUAGUUACAGUUCCUAGAGAUGGGAGAUACAUCUAUGGUGUCAAUACUUCUGACUGCUCUGGCUGGCCAUUGUCGGAUGUUAUCUGUAGUUACAGUGCCUAGAGAUGGGAGAGGCAUCUAUGGUGCCGAUACUUCUGACUGCUCUGGCUGGCCAUUGUCGGAUGUUAUCUGUAGUUACAGUGCCUAGAGAUGGGAAAGGCAUCUAUGGUGCCGAUACUUCUGACUGCUCUGGCUGGCCAUUGUCGAAUGUUAUCUGUAGUUACAGUGCCUAGAGAUGGGAGAGGCAUCUAUGGUGCCGAUACUUCUGACUGCUCUGGCUGGCCAUUGUCGGAUGUUAUCUGUAGUUACAGUGCCUAGAGAUGGGAAAGGCAUCUAUGGUGCCGAUACUUCUGACUGCUCUGGCUGGCCAUUGUCGGAUGUUAUCUGUAGUUACAGUGCCUAGAGAUGGGAAAGGCAUCUAUGGUGCCGAUACUUCUGACUGCUCUGGCUGGCCAUUGUCGGAUGUUAUCUGUAGUUACAGUGCCUAGAGUUGGGAGAGGCAUCUAUGGUGCUGAUACUUCUGACUGCUCGGGCUGGCCAUUGUCGGAUGUUAUCUGUAGUUACAGUGCCUACAGAUGGGAGAUACAUCAAUUGUGCCGAUACUCAUGAUACCGAGUUCCAUUCCUCACUGUCGAUGUCUGUUUGAUUCCCCAAAUUUCCUGGCACAUGCCGUUAGGGAAUGAAACCAGGACUAUAAAGACCCCAAUCAGCAUCAUACCCAUAGUCUUGGAUGAUGUCAUGGACAAUAUAUUGCUCAAAAGUCUGUUUUGAGGAUUAUGAAUAAAAGUCUGUUUUGAUCUUCGUCAUCCUGAUUGUAGCUUACACAGGACACUCCAUACUUCAUACACUCUGACAUACUGCCUGCAGAAUGGAAGAGGUUGAUGGUGCUUUCCAAAUUUUAAUGAACAGUUUUUCUUAUUUCUCCACCUAACCCAUGUCGGGUCUGUAUCUGUAUCUUGUAUGAGUGGAAUGGAUAUAUACUCAUGGAAACAAAUAAGGGAACACAUGAAAGUACAAGUGUUCCAUUAUUCUUUUCCAGGUUUCUUCACAAGGUAUGUAUUGGACUGUGAGUGAAAUUCUGGAAAUAACUUAAGGAACACUUGUACUAACUUUCAUGUGUUCCCUUAUUCAUUGAUAUGAGUAUAUUAUUACCAUGAUAGGCCGAAAUCAAAUCCUGCUUACUCUUUCGGCUGUGCUAGCGAUGUGGUGCUCAGCAAGCUGUGACAUGACAAUGACUUUUCAAGUGACUUUGGUUGAAAACCCCAGAGAAUGUUUCUGAGCAUUAUUUUUAGCAUCAUACAGUAAAUAUAACAGCGAAAAUGGGUGGGUUGUAGAAUAUGGAUGGGGGUAUGUAAUGUAAAAGAAAAGUGGACAUAUGUUACCCUGGAUAACUGACAUCACAUAAAUGACAAGACGAUGAAGUCAGUUAGUUUGUCAUUGUAUUGCAUAGCGUGAUGCUCAUGCUGUCAGUCACUGGAUUGUGUGGUCCAGACUACUAUCAUAUAGCCGGAAUAUUGCUAAUUAUGGCAUCAAACAACACACAUAUUAUAUGUUGUUCAUUUGUCAUCACCACGGUCACAGUGAUCUCUGCAUGAUCUCUUGUAUAUUUCCCAGGGAGUUGAGAACGAUGACAAGUAUGCACCCACUAGAAGGGGAACAAAUAAACCACAUUUUUUUCAGGUACGAGUACUUGGAUAAGUGCAGUAUAUAAAUGAAUAAUGUAGUAUGAUAAUAAUGAUGAUAAUAUCUGAGGUCGCAAAUUGUCCUUAUGUGUUGACAUGGAAUGCUACAGUGAAUACUGAGCUGCAUAGUAUUCAUAAUCAAAUACAUAUACUUAUUUCAUGCACAUUAACUCAUGAACAACAUAUGGCUUUUUCAACUCGUCCCUUGUUUGUGUAUAUUUGCCGUGUAUUUUUAUGUUUAGUUACCAUGGUUACCUGUUGUGUCAUUAUUGUUUAUGUCCUUGCCACUAACAUGUUUUAUAGCUACAUGUUGUUAAUCGUUUACACAAGGUCAAAAGAAUGAAGUUGUAAUGAAGUCAGUUUCAUUUUUUUUCACUAAUAUUUGGCUUAUGUUGGACAGCAGGAUUGGCCUGGUGUGUUUGAUAAUAAUAAUUAUAAUUGUGAAUUUAUUAUGUGCCUUUUUUCUAGAAGGCACAUGCUCAAAGCGCUAACACACAAUCUGAUUAUUAUUACCCUGGAUAGCCCAAGCUGCCUGUGAGGCACUAGAAGGUUAAUAGUCACAUGACUUAUCCCACCAGGUACCCAUUUUCUGCUUAAUCAUGUCUGGGUCUGAUGAACAGUGUUCAAAGGUUCAAAAUCAUAGCAUUGUCCAGUUUCAUCCUUUCGACAUAACAGAAGCUUGUAAUUUUGUGUUUAAGUCAUAUCCAUUCUUCUUUCACCAAAGACUCACAUAUUUGGGCUCAUAUCAUCAGGCUUGUCUACCACAUUUAACCAAGAAGACUCACCCACCCACCCACCCAGUGCAAUGAAACCUCAUUAGUCCCACCCUGUGUUUUCAAAUAUCCUCCCUCUGGGCAAUCCUGCUGUCUAUGAUUGCUUAAGAAGAUGUAUUAAUCAUCCAUAAUCUCCAAAUUAGCUGAUAUCGGUUUGAACCAUGCCGUCCUCAUUGGUGAGGUUUCUGGUAUAAGUAGUGCUGUGCAUUGGACAGUUUAUUCUUUCAGUCUGUCCAUUGCAGUGUGGUAACAGUGAAUCAGUUAGUUGCUGACACAAACAGUUACUGUCAAAGUGGAUCAGUUGUUGCUGCUGCUGAUGUGAAUAAAGACUACCUGACCAAUGA
Haliotis rubra (blacklip abalone) is the source of this 4547-nucleotide messenger RNA. Its product is annotated as SAGA-associated factor 29-like. The transcript is spliced from 11 exons. The record is from RefSeq and is a predicted model, not a curated record. Lineage: Eukaryota; Metazoa; Mollusca; Gastropoda; Lepetellida; Haliotidae. The coding region runs from base 138 to 1082 and encodes 314 amino acids. Gene Ontology annotation, cellular component: SAGA complex.